GCAAAACAAAAAUAAAUUGAAGCGAAAUUAUCUCAAAAAUUGUCAUUCUGACUCAACAUGGACAGUCAAAAUCCAAAGUCAAUGAGUAACGAUUCACGCUGCGUAUUUUUUAAUACACAUUCAGAAGACUAUCGAUGCGUGGUGAUUUUAACAGUAAAACGAGCCACAGGAACCUUCUCCCUAGUAGGAUGGUGGUGGUAACACGUCAAGAUAUGCUGCAAUGUGCCAGCAAAGACAGGGAAGAGGAAGACUGCAAGCUAGUAAACAUGGAUGUAAACAAUGCUGGAUUUAAAAUACUUAAAAAAUUGGCUUUGCAAAUGUUUUAUGAGUGUUUUCAUGCUGCUUGUGAUCUGGCUGCUUCGCAGAAGAUGAUUCUCAGCCUGACUGUAGCUGCCUUCUUCGACAGCGUAGCAUAUGUCAUGGGUGAUUCACAUCCAGAGGGGCCGCUUUGUGACUUCCAGGCCUGGUGGCUAACGUACUUUGACUGGAGUGCCUUGGCCUGGGUUUGCCUCAUCACACUGAACCUGUACCUCAACCUGGUUCGAGAAGUAAGCACCAACAGAUAUGAGAUGUUGUACCAUCUGAUGGCAUGGGGGGUGCCUCUGGUCAUGGCCUCUUUGCCGCUGCUAAAGGGUUACUAUGGCCCCGCAGGAGCCUGGUGCUGGAUCACAGACGAUCACGUAGCCUGGAGAUUUGGGAUAUGGUAUGUGCCUCUGUUCAGCCUCAUCUUCCUGAUGAUCUGCUGCUACGCCAGGAUCAUCUGCGUUGCCAAUGAGAGGAUGCAGUCAUGGUUGGGAACCUUCAACCCAGAGAGAGAGAGACGAAAGGUUUCCUUGGCAGAGGAGAUCAAGCCGUUGAAGUGGUAUCCCUCUGUUUACCUGCUGGUGUCUAUCUUUCCCCUCAUCAACAGGAGUUCUUCCAAGACUCCAGGUUUCUGUGAUUGGGCUCCAGGGGGUCGCCACAAAAGCAGUGAUCGGUGUGCAACUGGAGACAGAGAGCCCCGUAGCCAUUCGUCUCCCGUUGAGCAGCAGCGGCGCUCUGCUAUUCAUCCCCAUUUAGCGAGACACAGAGCUGGCCUACAGGGCUGUGUGAAGUGCAAACAAACACAGGGCAGGCAUCCGCACCGAGGCUGGACACACACACACACACACACACACACCGAGGCUCUAGAUUUAAUAUCGCAGUGGACAUAUACAGUAUAUACACAAUAAUAUACAUGUUUUUAGAAUCAAUAUGCAGACAUAAAAUACUCAUAUUUAAACACACAUAGGGUACAGGUAUAAUGUACGUAUAUAAUAUAUAUAUAUAUAUAUAUACACACACACACACAGACCUAUAAGUCCCUAUAUACAUGCAAAGGAGAUACUAGAUAACCUCCCUCACGUGCACACAUUCACAGGCGCAUGCAAAUACAUACACACACGCACACACACACGCACACACACCCCACCCCCACCCCCGCUCUUUCAGGCACGUCUUUAAAUAUUCAUCACUCUGGCUGCUCUGAGAGUGCCGUAAACGCUGCCUCACACUCUAGGGAAUCGCUAAAGCCUACUCUAUCAUCUGCUCUCCCUCCCUCCUCUCUGUUUCUCUCUCUCACACACACACACACACACACACACACAGGCACACACUUCUAGCCACAGCCACUCACAAGGAUAAACUCACGUGCACCAACACUCGAAGGCACAGCCAGUGGCAUCGGUUGACACACAGACACACGCCGGUACAUGAAUCGGGCGCACGAAAAUACAUGCGUGGUGAUGUACAAUGAACAGAUUUUGUAUGUGUGUAUGUGUGUGUGUUUACUGGCUGCUCCCAGCACAGAGGUUUGAGUGGUGUUGUGUUCCAGGAAACAGGAUGUCUCUUUGUUGGGUUUUAUUCUGUUGGUGAACGUUAGCCGCUUCGGUCCCCAGGGUCUGUGUUUGCCUCUUUGUCUGUUAGGGUAUGUGUGUGGGCACUCGUGCAGGUGUGUGUUUUGUUUCUGCACAAUAUGCCUGCCCGUUUGUGUGUUUCAGCCUGAUUCCAGAAAUAUUUUCUGAAAUGUUCGCACAGAAGGUUGACAAGAAAUGUGCAUGUGUGUAUGUGUGCUGUGCAUCGGCUGGUGUGUGUGUAUAAUGGGAGUCAUACCCUUAGCUGUGACAAUUGUCCCCAUGUUGACUCUGCGAUCAAAAUAGAUCAUUCACAUAUCCAUAUCUAUAUCCAUAGUUUACAACUCAUUACUGCAGAUAGUUCACAAGCAUUAGAGCUUUAUGCACAUUUGAGUGGCUGAUCACAUGUUCUCACUGAACAAUGAAAGGCCUAUCCUCUGUCUUCACUGCCCUAAAGGCCGUCACACAUGCAUUAUAGACAAGCGAACAACCUUUCAACAAAGUUCUUUAAAAAAAAUGUUAUUUAUAACUUUGUUGCUUAAAAUUGUUGAGAGUAAAAACUGCAAAGAUCUAAUUGUGCUUUGAAGGAUUUGGAUUCAAUAAGUGGAUUGUACUUGGUUCAAAUUCGAUAAAAGGCUAUCAUGCCCCAAAGCAUCAUAAAGUAUAAUUAGACUAUAAUGAACUGUUUCCUCGUUGUUGUUUCCUAGUCAUUUUGGUGUUAGGAUUUAGUUUCUCUAAUUGGACCUUAAUUUAAUUUCAGGUGCAUUCAAAUCAUCUUAAUAAGCCUAAAAGCUUUGUGAAAACUUCAGGUAUGCUGUACAGUGAGUAUCACCACAGGUGGUCAUACUUUUUUUAAAUUCGAGUAUAUAAAUCCCCCCUCUAGUGCACCAUAGUUCAGUGAUUUUGUCCCAUCAAAAAUGUAUUCUCAAAAAUUAAUGUUAAUAUCACAUCUCAUUGGCUUCAAUAAAUCGCCUAUGUCUUGUCAUAGUUGGACGCAGCAAAACAUUAAGGGAGUUGAAAAAAGUUGUGACUCGCAUUCUGACCUUACACAGAGUUGAGGGAUUACACUUGUUUUGGCAGAAUUAUCCCUUUUAGUCAGAGAAAAGUUCACAUUUGCUGUCAGCAGCAGCACUAGGGCCUCGUUUUGGCACCGUGAAGCAUGUGAUUCGUCUGGAGGAAAAAAGAAAAAGAAGUCAGGCAGUCGGUCGGAGAGGGGAGGAAGUGCGAUCGGGGUCAGGAUGACUUCUCUGUCUGGUUGCCCUUCACUCUUUUUGAAGGAGUUCACGUCCAAGCUGUUACAGUACAGCUCUGAGGAUGUUCAGCACAACAAUUAUAGGCAGACAAAAAGGUGAACUCUGAUAGAGGGAGGAGGGAAAUUGAUGGCUGGAAAAGUGGUAUGGACUGGCAGGGUGGGAUAUUGGAAGAGAUAGUAGAGAGAAAGGAUUUUGCACAGAAUCUGGAGGCUGAGAGAGAGACGUGUUCAAAGAGACUGAGAGCAUGAUAGAUGGAAGGUCUGAAUAAGUGAGCAAGGCUCGGAGACGCUGUGCGAGUACUAAUGAUUGACUGCAUGCUUACAGGUGGUAGCAGACUUAGACUUAAAGCUACAUGUAUCAGCUUCUAUGUAUGUAUGAGCGUGUGUGUUUAUUGUUUAUUAUUCAAUUGUCCAUUAUUGUUGUCUGUACUGUGCAUGUUGUGUUAUUUAUCAAUGCAUGUAUUGCAUUUGUUCCUGAGUCAUACAGUAUACACAAUAUCAUCCCUGUUGUCCAACACCAGUCAGCCAACUGUGAGACUCAAUGACUACACCGCACACACAAACCCUGAUAAACACACACACACACACACACA
Molecule: messenger RNA, 3716 nt
Organism: Siniperca chuatsi (mandarin fish)
Lineage: Eukaryota; Metazoa; Chordata; Actinopteri; Centrarchiformes; Sinipercidae
Product: cyclic AMP receptor-like protein A
Exons: 14
Coding region: 135-1211 (358 amino acids)
Biological process (GO): adenylate cyclase-activating G protein-coupled receptor signaling pathway; cell surface receptor signaling pathway
Cellular component (GO): plasma membrane
Molecular function (GO): G protein-coupled receptor activity
Source: RefSeq, a predicted model, not a curated record